Molecule: messenger RNA, 5411 nt
Organism: Caretta caretta (loggerhead turtle)
Lineage: Eukaryota; Metazoa; Chordata; Testudines; Cheloniidae
Product: 24-hydroxycholesterol 7-alpha-hydroxylase-like
Biological process (GO): bile acid biosynthetic process; cholesterol homeostasis
Molecular function (GO): heme binding; iron ion binding; oxysterol 7-alpha-hydroxylase activity
Source: RefSeq, a predicted model, not a curated record
CCUUUCCAGAGUGGGCAGAACAACCCGGCUGUGUUUCUUGCCUUGGAAUCUUGUCUCCAUGGCAGUGAUCAGCCAGUGGCACUGACAGGAAAAAUAGGCCUUAUCAUCUGUCCUGGACUGAGCCUGGGCAAUCUUUCAAGCUGGGAACGGCAGCAGCCAGUUCAAAGCAGCGGGAGGAGCAGCUCCCCAGUCAGUGUGCAGGAAAAUGGACAUAACGAUGGCUGUUCUGUUGGUAUUGGUUCUGGGACUUCUUAUGGUCAAGUUUGCUUUGUUUCAGCCAAGAAACCCAAAUUCCCCACCUUGCAUUAGUGGCUGGAUCCCUUGGUUGGGAGCUGCAUUUCAGUUUGGGAAAGCUCCCCUGGAGUUUAUAGAACAAGCCAGAGUCAAGUACGGGCCAAUAUUCACAGUGUUUGCCCUGGGAAACCGAUUCACUUUUGUGACCGAGGAAGAGGGGAUUGAAGCAUUUUUGACAUCCAAGGACAUAGAUUUUGAGCAGGCGGUGCAGCAAACGGUCCAGCGCACAACUUCAGUUCCUGCAGAAAUCUUUCAUCUGAACCAUAGCAGACUCUAUAGCAUGAUGAAAGGAAAAAUGGGUACCUCUCGCCUGUACCUUUUUGCUCGGACUCUGUGUCAAGAAUUACAUGAGCACAUGGACUACUUGGGCACAGCAGGAACGGAGAAUCUCAGUGAUCUAAUAAGAUCUGUCAUGUAUCCAGCAACCGUAAAUAUCUUAUUUGGAAAAGACGUCUGUCCAACAAACAAGAGUGACAUCAAGGAGUUUGAAGAGCAUUUUCAGAAGUAUGAUGAGGAUUUUGAAUAUGGGUCCCAGAUGCCUGAGUAUUUUAUGAGAAAGUGGUCUAAAUCCAAAAAAUGGCUUCUAAAAGUGUUAGAAAAAGUGGUAGCAGACGCUGAGAGAGCCAAUCCGUCAGAGAGCAAUACCAAGACACUGCUGCAGCAUCUCCUGGAUAACUUGCAUGGAAAACAUUUAGCUCCCAAUUAUGCUCUCUUAUUGCUCUGGGCCUCGCAAGCAAAUGCUAUGCCUGUGGCAUUUUGGACUCUGGCAUUUAUACUAUCCCACCCUUCUAUUUACAAGAACAUCAUGGAGGACCUCGUUUCUGUUUUCGGCAAAGCAGGUAAAGAGAAUAUUGAAAUAUCUGAAGAUGACCUUAAGAAGCUUAUCUUAAUUAAAUGGUGCACUUUGGAAGCCAUACGGCUAAGGUCUCCAGGUGCAAUCACUAAGAAAGUGGUGACUCCAAUAAAAAUUCAGACUUUCACCAUCCCUGCAGGUGACAUGCUGAUGUUGUCUCCAUAUUGGGUGCACAGGAAUCCAAAAUACUUUCCAGACCCUGAAACAUUCAAACCUGAUCGUUGGAAAGAGGCAAAUUUAGAGAAGAAUGCUUUCUUGGACGGCUUUGUGGCAUUUGGAGGAGGGAAGCAUCAGUGUCCAGGAAGGUGGCUUGCUAUAAUGGAGGUUCACAUGCUAGUCGUUUUGUUCCUUUACAAAUAUGAAUUUAUUCUUUUGGACCCAGUACCAAAGGAGAGCCUUCUCCAUUUAGUGGGGACACAGCAGCCCAUGGGAGCAUGCCGGGUUCAGUAUAAACUCCGGCAAUGAAAGCUGACUUGACUAACUCUGGUUCCUUUGCCAGCUGCUGUCUGUGAGGGACUAUUGCUCUGUUUCACUUUAGCAUGUCCUAUGCGCUCCAGUGUAGUCGGUGCCAUAAGCAGUUUUUUAAACAGUUUCAAAUGCUGUAUGUACUUUGUGUAGUUUUUGUAUCAUGCCCAUCACUGUGGUAUUUAAGCAUCAGGGCCUGAUUGCUUAGGACACAGUAUUUAAAAUGCAGCCUUCCUUUAUGCAUAUGCAAUUUGUAGGUGUAAUCAUUGGCAGUGUGUAGCUUUCUAACUCGCUGACUGCACCCACAAGGCAGGCAUUUAGAGGCCAGAUUCAUUAUGCUCACUGUUACUUUGGGGCACAAAGAGGGAGGCUGUGCUGGGAGCUCUUUGAAAAUCAGGUCUUCUUGGCCUAAUUCACAGCUGUGCUGCAUGUUCACUUGGACCAGUGCAAAGUGGCUGGUAAGCGUUAGCAGGUCAGAACAGUAAUGCCUUGCACUGGUAUAAAUGAAUGCACAAAGUUCAGGACCAUAGUGAUUGGGCCCUCUGGAUCAGAUCCUCAGCUGGUGUAAAUCCGCAUAACUCCUCUGUCUUUGCUGGAACGAUUCACACCAGAGGAGGAGCUGACCAGAGGAGGAGCUGACCUGUGUCUAAACUACAGCUAAAUAAUUGUAAAUGAAAUAUAUGAAAAGUGAAAGUGAUACUGUGCCCUGGGUGCAGCCAAAAGUCCCACUGACUUUUGAGCUUUGGUUGCUCCAGGGAUUCAGAAUUGCCCCCUACCUUAUAGUAUAAUGAAAGCCUUGCCAUGGUGUUUGUUUUUCAUUUUAUACUUUGCAAGAAUUUGCAAGGAAACUUUGUCUAAGGUCUAGAAGACUUUUGCUUUCGUUUAAUGAUUUACAGCAUGUGAAAUGCCAACCCUUUUUUGGCUGUUGCACAAAUCUGAAAAUAUCUAACCCUAAAAAGAAAAUCUGGAAAAAAUCACUGUUAAAGGAAGCGGUUCAACAAAUUAAAAAUGUCUUUUAGAAUAUACAAAAUUUUGUAACUGCUGUCAGAUUUGAUACAUUAUAAUAACCUUGUUUGUAUAUCUUUAGUUUUAAGUAAAGACUACUGAUCACUUUUACAAAUAUUUGCCUCCAAAAAGGACAUUUUUAAAUGGUAAGAACUACAGAAUUAAGUUCCAUAGGAAAAAGAAUAACAACUAUAGUAUGAUGCACUAAAUUGGUGACCAGAUCCUAUCUCGCUUGGUUUAUGGAUCUGACAGUAUUGCAACCUAGCCGCCUGGUUGGCUAGUGAUUUUGGUAAUGGUAUAUUAAAGUGGUCUCUGGUUGUGCUCAUGAUAGUUACAGCUGCAAGACAGUUUCCAUUCUCACCUCCUGUUUUUUGUUGCUUAAGUGGUUCUGAACACUCACCUUUAGAGCUGAUAUUUUCAUGUGUGGUCACUGCGUAAAAGUAUGGGUCUAUAUAUUUUUAAUUUUGAAAGUUUGAGCAAAAUCUGUUCUGGUAUUUUGCAGUUGUGAGCAUGGAAAAACUUCUUUCCCAUUGCUUUAAAAUAAACACUCUCUCAUGUUUUCUUUCUCCGAAAGGGCAACAUCACACUUGACACAUCAGUAAUCCCCAAUGAGCAGUAAUGACUCUGUGCUAUAAACAUUUUUUUUUCCAGCAGAGUUGUGUUACCAGAUUUGCCUGUUGCUUUGGGGUACACUCAUUUUAGGGUUACUUUUCUGGGGGGGAGGGGAUUUCUGUAAUUCUAUCAAUGUACUGUAUGUGUCACUUGUGUUUUCAUAUGGAGCUCUACUUCUCCCUUCUGCAAGUUUCCUCCCAAUGGAGCUAUCCUGCCGGACCUAGGUUCCCCAGAGCUGGGUUCCUCCAGCCCCAGAAUCAGAAGAACAAACACACACAGAUGAACAGAGCACAUAUGAGCGGACCGGGUCAGUCAGCACUCCCAAAUUGACCCCCGAUAUGCCCCUGGACCCAGCAGGCUGGGUCGAGCAGCACUUUCAAGCUGCCACCCUCCUAUGCCACAGGUUCAGCAUGUCCCUGUUCUCACUUUGACAUUACAAUUGUUCUGGUAGAACCCACUUGAUGAGCAAACCCUACAGGAUUUUUGGGCGCUACAGGGAUCUUUAGCUUAGGUAAGAGGAGCGUUGCUGCAGAGCGAAUAGGGAAGCCAAAACCACAAAACAGAGAGAGAGAGGGAGGGAAGCAACCACCUUAACCAUAAAAGUUAUUUAUUGCCAGGUAAUAACCAACAUGGAGAGCCAAACAAACAAAACAGUUACAAUAUUAAAUCUAGCUUAAAUUUGAUUACAAAAGUCAGGUUUAGAAAACUAUACCUGAUCACACAGGUCAGGGUUAGAAAACUAUACCUAGAGUAGAAAAAAAAAAAAACAGCUAGAGAGAGAGUUGGGAUCUCACCUCUCCGUGAAGCUUGACCUGGUCAGGGUUCCCAGGUGAUGGUGGUAGCUGAGACCCCAGCAUGAUCAGUCAGGAGAAGAUGAGGUCCCAAUGGAACUGAUGCAGAUUUUGGAUCCAGGCAUCAGGACACUUACUUGAGCGUAGGUAGGGGUUUUUGUAGGGAAACAACAAUGGUUCAAGGGAGAACACAAGAUUUGUCUAUGGGUAAACCAAUGGCUCAAGGAAGUAUACCAAAGUUGUUUUGUUCAGGCUAGACAAUAGGAACUGAUCAUUACUGGCUAUGGGCAGUGUUCCUUCAAGAGAGCUCACAAUGCAAUUAAUCAGUUUCAGUAUUUUGGAUACCAAUGAAGGAUUUAUUACUAGAAUUGGUCUGAUAACUACUGAGCUGGGUGUGUGCACGCAUGGGUUCAUUAACAUCUACAGCAGAGAUUCCCCAUCAUGUAGUGCUUCCCUGCUUUUCUGGUCCAAGAGUUCAAUGCGGUUCUUGCCUUGGAAUCUCUGUUUUCCAUUCUGUAUGCUAAUGGAGAUGCCUCCUUGUCCCAUCUUCCAUGCAAAUGAGGUUAGGGGAGUUGCCUUAAUCCUGUCACCUUUGUCCGGAGGGAUUUAGGUGUGUCGCCCACUGCCUUUUCAUUGCUUUUUGUAAGUUGUUCUUCUGAUAGGUUUUGAGUCAAGCAGAGGCUGAAGGGGGGGCAGGUGUUCUUUCGUGAGUCAUACAGGCUUGAUUCUGCACCCUGGUUCCUCAAGAACACAGAGCUGACAGCUAACAUAUGAAUAUUUGAAAAUAGAGUGCACAUGAGUUCCUAUCUGCCUCGAGAGCUGUGAAUACCUUCGGGUGUCAACUUCAAACCUGCAUAACACACUCCAGGAUUGUUUUUUGUUUUUUUAAACUUAACUUGAUGUCUAAGCCUCUGAGAUCUACAAAUGCUUUUCUUCAAACCCUCUAAAAACAACCUCUGCGCUAAAAUCAGAUAUGAGAGGUUUUGUCCUAUGAAAGUUUCUAUUUGUUCUAGAAAGUCUGAGUGAUUGCAAAUAGGGGUUAAGUAUAAAAGUACUAGCUCUGCCUUAAUCAUGCUAUCAGUAUUGUAACUGACCUGAAAGUUGCUAAAUCUUCUGAUUUAUAAAGCAGUGUGCAAUAGCUGUAUCCCAUUAGUGGGAUCUUGUCAGGCACAUUGUGCUAAUUUAAUCGGUCUUGGUUGUAUAAUUUAAGCCCUGAAGUUGCCAAGGGAACUGUGUGGGCACAUUCCUACAUCUAUAUGGAGUCCAACUGUCUGCAAUGGGGCGUAAGGUUAGACUGUAAGCAUUCUGGGCAGGGACCAUAUCUGUGUUUGGUACAAGACGAGACCCAUUGUUUGCGCUUAACAAGCAAAUAUAAAUGGUUUUGAACUCUU